GUGAACCAUUUCGCAGGACUUUUUGAUAUUGAACUCUUCAAGACGUGGAGUCGAUGCCUGUCACAUCAAUCAUGCCGGUAUUUCUGCCUGGUGAUCUGAUCCCCACCAGCCAGAUACCGACAUCCCAGAAGCGCAAAAUUGGCCAUGGACUCCAACAAAAUAGAGAGACAAACUUCCUUGCGACCAUUGGAGGAUUCUUGGAAAUCGACUAUCGCAAGAAGACGGCCCAAAUAUCCACACCGGAUGCUCGCUACAUACCCAAAGCAGGAGACCUUGUGAUCGCGCAAGUACGAAUCUCAACAGCAGACUUUUUCCAUGUCUACAUCAACCCUUACUCGCCCCAGGCAUUCUUGCCACAACUGGCCUUCGAGGGUGCCACCAAGAAGACGAGACCUCAACUGAAGGCAAACGACCUCGUCUACGCCAAAGUUGUCUCUGCGCAGAAGAACAUGGAGAUCGAGUUAAGCUGUGUGAAUCCAUCCACCGGCAAGGCGGAACCGGAUGGGCUGGGUCCGCUUAAUGGUGGUAUGGUAUUUGAUGUCAGCCCCGGUCUUGCUGAGAGACUUCUCAAGAAGCAAGGUGUGGUGGCGCUGGAGGAGUUGGGGUCGAGACUUCAGGGCGGAUUCGAGAUUGCGGUUGGCAAGAAUGGGAAAGUGUGGGUUGAUUGCCCAGAGGCUGGUGUGAAGGGAAUUUGUGCAGUGGGGCGAUGCCUGAGAGAGAUGGACGAGAACGAGAUGAAACAGAAGGAGCAGAAGAAGCUUGCAAACAAAAUCAUUGCUGAGCUGGAGCGCGGGUGACUGCAACAUUGCUGAGCAACGAAAGGAAAACCUCAUGACAAGGGCUGGUGCCUCGGAAAAACGAGAAGGAAACAAAUCACCCUAGCAGAAAUCAUCCAGUACGCAGCUGGCGCAGAGGAAUGAACCUCUCAAGACCCUCAAAUCGCAAACUGCGCCGCCAUAGAUGGCACACCUACCAACAGGUCGAGGGACUAUGGCUGACCGGCCAGGCCCGGCGCGCCAGGACAUGCGAUGAGAGGGAGAACUACAGCACAUUUCAGAAUCAUGCAGGGUUGCAAGUGGCCGUGGGCCAGGCGCAGCGGAAACGAACUGCGGGCCCGGCCAAAAAAGACAGACAGAUAAUGACAAAGGAG
Cladophialophora immunda is the source of this 1150-nucleotide messenger RNA. RefSeq lists its product as uncharacterized. Gene Ontology annotation, cellular component: nuclear exosome (RNase complex); cytoplasmic exosome (RNase complex). Gene Ontology annotation, biological process: TRAMP-dependent tRNA surveillance pathway; CUT catabolic process; nuclear polyadenylation-dependent rRNA catabolic process. NCBI's taxonomy places the organism in Eukaryota, Fungi, Ascomycota, Eurotiomycetes, Chaetothyriales, Herpotrichiellaceae. The coding region runs from base 54 to 797 and encodes 247 amino acids. The transcript has a single exon. The record is from RefSeq and is a predicted model, not a curated record. Gene Ontology annotation, molecular function: RNA binding.